Molecule: messenger RNA, 4952 nt
Organism: Paramacrobiotus metropolitanus
Lineage: Eukaryota; Metazoa; Tardigrada; Eutardigrada; Parachela; Macrobiotidae
Product: GTPase-activating Rap/Ran-GAP domain-like protein 3
Exons: 19
Coding region: 1649-4609 (986 amino acids)
Biological process (GO): activation of GTPase activity; regulation of small GTPase mediated signal transduction
Cellular component (GO): cytoplasm
Molecular function (GO): GTPase activator activity
Source: RefSeq, a predicted model, not a curated record
UCAGAAGAAUCACGGGUUCUACAACAGAAUCUAAAAACAUCCACUGAUCAAUACCCAAGUGGAUCAUCUCGUUUGUUACAGUAUAGCUGCAGGAAAUCAGGUUGUUUUACAUCUCUUCACUGAAUAUUCCUGAUCGCGGAAGACAUACCUCAUUCACCUGUCGCAGGGCUUAUGUGUACAAUAAGUACAUGCGUGCACCUAACGUACGCGGAAUUCGAGAAUAAGUUGUAUUUGGGAUCAGAUAGACCGCUGCGAGUACAGUAAGGAGUUAUAAAGUUAGCUAAAAACCCAUUCAGCUCUUGCAAUUUGCCGAAUUUCAGAAUGCAGCAUGGUGUGUUGCAUGAGACGUCGCUGAGCGCAUUUGUUGAUUGUAACAACGGGAGCGUUUCCAUAAUGAUUUGUUGCUUUUAAAAGUUUACCCGUAACUAUAAAGAGAUUAUCAGGCGUAAAAAUCUGAAUUCCCAGUAUUUAUUAGAUUACUGACCAUUUCGAAAACUUUUUGCUGACAAAGGAAUGAAACCACUUUUAUUCAGAUGCUUAAGUUUUUCCAGCAGUUUUUGAUGAAUGUCAUAAAGCGCUAUUAAUUUUUUCUCAUGCUUUGGGCGAGAAUAUUGACGCACUCCGAAAUAAUCACGGCAGAUGAUAUUUAAACCGGACUAGCACAGGCGUUAAUCCCGCGGAUUUCCUUUUAAGCCGGGUUCUGUCAUCAGCCAAAAGAUUGGCCGGCUUACGUCGCGGCAUCUCCAGACAGCUCGCUUAUCGCAACAUAUACAGAUAUACGCGGAUGCAUAUACUGUGUCCUGCGUGCGCGCCCUCAACAAAAUCCAAUUUCUGCAACCUACACUUCCGCGCCGAACAUGCUUCCUGUGUGGCAUGAUACGAUUUGCGCUGGAAAUUAUUCAACAAAUACACCAUUAGGAUUUCUUCCAGGCAGUUAGUUGGCUUGGAUUACUAUUCCAGGACAAAUGCUGGUCGAUUGUGGUUAAGUGUAUUCCAUUAUUGGGCCAAGGGAAGCCGAAAUACAAUAUUAUGGAUAUAUGCGCGGGGAUACACUAGCCGUGCUGGCUGGGCAAACGUGCAGUGCUUUCUCAAGUGGAUAUAACCAUCGAUCCAGUUAACGUAAACUGUACGGGAAAAAGGGGGAAACACGUUUACACUUGGAUAUAUAUCUGCCACGCGCGCAUUAGACCACCUGAUUCGCAGCCGGGCAGCAACUGCUCACGAUGCAGUCGGUUGGGCAAAUUUCUUUGGACAGUAUCAAUCCCUCUGCGAUCAACUGCUCAUUUUCCUGUCGACACUUUCAAUUUUUGAUCAAAUGAUUUUUCCCCUUCCAACAUAUGGACAGGGACAUGACCGAAUUCUCCACGGACCAUUAGGACAGAAGAGUAUUAGUAGGCCAAGACGGGAGUUGCGCCGUUGACGAGCUAUAGCAACUCUGGACACUGCAGCUGUUGUACAUGUUUUUAUUUUUUGUACACAACUAUGCAAUAAACCUGAUAUGUGCGGUAUAUGCACCCGAGACAUGCUUAUGCUGUUGCACAUCCUGUCCGACUAAUUUUAAGCUGCGAUAACUGGAUGAUUAUUGACGUGUUUAUGCACAAGAUGUGUGAGUCGAUAAUAUCCUGAGGACGUUAAAAGAAAGGACGAAAUGAAUACUACCGGAAAUGACUUAAAAUUGUCGCAAGAAUCACUGAAACGCAGCGGAUCCCUGGACGAGCUGCGGCCCGAUGAGAGAUCCUUUAGAGAAAAACCUGGAUUACUCCGGCGCGUCUUUACUGGCUCGCGUCGUAAAAAGGGAAAAAAGUUUAUAGCAAAUUUACAGCUCUCACCGCUUGGUGCAGACUCCAGCUUUUUACCGAAUUCAUCGGAAUCCCCGGGAAGUUCGCCUAGCGCGGAUCUCUCUAUCCGGAGAGGGGUAUUUAGCCGAAGGCAUUACGGCUCGGUGGAGUUGCUGGCCAGACGAGCUGACGAUGUUGACGAGGGAAGCCGCUUCCGAGUGGAAAAUGGAGAACGACGAGGACGUGAAACUGACUCAUAUCAUUCCCCAUCUACACCACUUUUGGAAAACCCUGAAUACCAGACAAGAUGGUACUUCAAAUACUUCUUGGGAAGGCAUCACCAAAAUUACAUUGGAAUGGAUUCCGACAAAAAUCCAUUUGUAUUAUCCAUUUUACUAUCUGACGCAAAUGAUCACCAGAUCCAGCAAUACCGCGCAAUUUUAUGGCGAAGAACGGGAACGGAAAAAAUCUGCUUGCCUUACAAUCCCGGCAAGCCCCUGACCGUACGGAGCGUGUUGGGCUGCUUCUCGAGGAUGCACAAAAUUGAGAAAGGACCUAAGGAAAUAUUGACGCCCUCCAUACUCAAAGAUCUGCUUGUCCUUGAGGAGCAAGAGGGAUCUGUGAAUUUCAAAUUCGGCGUGAUAUACGCGAUGUCCGGCCAGACAGCCGAUAACGAAAUGUUCAGCAAUAAGACCGGAAGUGACACGUUCAGCAAGUUUGUCUCACUACUGGGCGACCGCGUCAAGCUGAAGUCCUGGGAUCGAUACCGCGGCGGACUGGAUACGAAGAGCGAUACGACCGGCACCGAGUCCAUUUAUACUGUCUACGAAGGCCAUGAGAUUAUGUUCCACAUUUCCACGCUGCUGCCCUAUUCCAGCGAUAAUCCCCAGCAAGUUGAACGGAAGCGCCAUAUUGGCAAUGAUAUUGUUAAUAUCGUAUUCUGGGACUGUCCGCCUGGAGAGCAGCCGACGUUCAGUCCGCAGAUGGUUAAAUCGCAGUUCACACAUGUUUUUGCCGUUGUCUCCUGGGAUGCGGAAAAUCGCGCAUACCGGCUGCAAGUUUUCUCAGAGGAAUCCGUUCCUUUAUUUGGCCCACCGCUUCCGGUUCCCUCUCUGUUUUAUGAUUUCCAGGAAUUUCGAGAGUUUCUCAUCGUUAAGUGUAUAAACGGUGAAAAGGCGGCCUUUAAUACUCCCACAUUUGCCCAGAAAAGGGAACGCACGCUGGACUCUUUGCUGCGUGACCUUUAUGCUGAGCAUAUGCAUGGAGACAACCGGGUAAUGUUAUCGCGACGCGCCUUCAGUGAUGCGUUAGUCGAACCGUCUUUGACGAGCAAGUCUACAAAUAAAAAGGAGGAAGCCCGACAAGUGGAGUUUUCUCGCAUCGGGCAAGCGCUGAAGUUAGAUACAAUUAUGAAGGGCGACGCUCCGACAAGCUUGGCUACAUCCAGCUCAUCGAAAAAGGAGCCUUGGCAGCCACAAUGUUUUUUCCCGGACUUCGCCUAUGAGAUUAUUUGUGGUGACUCUUGGGGAAGCGAACGGUUAAUAAUUGCUACCGAGACGGCCGGAGCAUUUGUCAUAGAAGAGGGAAUGCUACCACAUCCGAUUUUCGAAAGAUCAGCUAUAAUCCGACAGAUUGCCGUCGUGGAAGACCACGGAAUCCUCAUCGCCCGCAUGGACAAAGGCAAAGAAAGCCGGCUGUACGUGUUCCGCUUAAAGGACUUUGAAACCGAACCCACCGCCUUUUACACGAAAUCCGACUGCAAAGAUCACAAACUCGAAGGCAGUAAAGGCUGCUUGUUUUUUACCCUAAAUCGACCAGGAGGAAACUAUCUCCGGAUGGCCAUCGCAAUGAACCGGAAGAUCAUCUUAAUGCAGUGGAAGCACUCAAUAGCGUACUCAGCGCUGUGUCCUCACGAGGAUACCAUUAACGGGUUUGUCCCGCUCCAAGAACUCAGUCUGAACGAAACGCCCGUCCUCAUCUCGCUAAUAGACGGAGUUAAUGGCCCGGAAAACAAAGUCUGCGUGGGAUACCGAAAUUCUUUUGAUCUUAUCAAUGAGAGAACGGGAGAGGUCAUUAGUUUAUACCAAACCGAAGCCGGAAAGACCAAUCUGGUAGCCGCUCUGGACGUUUGUGAGGACGACGAAAAAGAGCUUUUGCUGUGUUAUCACAACACAUGCCAUUUCCAAAAAUUGGAUGGCUCUCAUAACACCGAGGAAUUCGAUUUCCAAUGGUGCUCUGUGCCUGAAAAUAUUGUUUGCGCAUCGCCGUAUGUGAUUGCCUUCAAUGCAGAAGGGCUUGAAAUAAGACUGCUCAUCAAUGGAAACCUUGUAUAUUCCGGAACUAUGCCGGAAAUGAAACUGAUCACUUCAAAAACCGAUAUAUUCUUCGCCACGACAGCUCCCGAAUUCUAUCCGUGGCCGACCGCUUCGGGUGGUCGCGAAGGCGCAGUGCUCAUUUCCAAAGAAAAUACGCCAUCCGGAAGUGGACUUUCAAGCCCUAACUCGCCGAAUACAGCAAAAAAGCCCUUCCGAAUUUACAAAGUAUCGAUUCGAGCGCUGACUGGCCAGUGGAAGAAGGAGCCCAACGGAUCUCGCACGAUGCCCGCAUCCCCGAAUCUUUCUCACAGAAUGGCUCACCAUAAUGCCCCCUCUAUCCAGAUUCCUGAUAAUCUAUCCGACCGUGAUUCUCCGUCCCCCAGAUUAUACGAGAACACCCGGUUAGGUCUCCCGCGUACUAAACAUCGCACUGACACCGCUAGCACCGAUUCCGGUGUGCCAACGAGCUAUAAUUCCGUUUCCUCAACCAGUUCCCCGCCGGCGUCACCAGUCUGAUAUUUUUCUCACAGCUGCUGAUGCUGCUGCAUUUCUCAGGCCUCUUGCCGAAAACGAUCUCAUCGUCUAGUCAAGGAUGUUUUUCCAUACAAGUUUUACAUGUCCUACUUCGUAAACGAAACCGGUUGACCGUAGAUCUAUUUAGAUUUUUUUAUUUUUUCGGAAAGAGAUGAAACUGCUCUUUGGGAUCUUUCCAUAAGCUAAUCCCAUAUAGAUCUUCAAUGUUCUGGUUCCUUUCGUUGAAAUUAUCCGGUAAUCGCUCGAAAGAUGUUUCACCAAAAAUACCGAAUAUGCCACCAGUAUGAAUAAAGAGAGAAUCCCCUUCGUAAAUGUCUGCUCCGCU